AUGCAAGCACUUAGAACUUAUCUAGCGGACGAAAGGCCCCAACAACUUUAUUAUCUUAAUGCCUUCGUGGAAGCCCGCAAACUAUUUCACCGCAAACAAGCCCAAAUUGUCCGGCAGAUGGCCGUCUUAAAAACAACCGGACCUCCCCCAUAUGAUGAAAUUAAAGCCCAAGAAGAGCAACUGGAUAGAUCUCUUAUCCCUUUCUAUUACCCUGAGCCGAUGGCACCUCCACCGCCAAGACCAGGGGCCGGAGAUAGAGCAGGAGCAGGGGCUGGGACAAAUGCAAGACCUGGGGAAAACCUAACAAAUCCCGCCGCCGCCACCCCUUCACUCAAUACACCAGUCCCAUCGUCGCUCAACCUUCCCCAAGGCACAUGGGAAACAGGGGAGGACCAAACCGACCCAAAUAUGAGAGCGCCACUAAAUGAAGAUCUGUCUAAUGGGGAAAGAGACGGGCCGGUUUCCAGUAGAACACGGAACAGGGACAAUUUGGCUAACGGAGAGGUGGAGGGCGCUUUUCCCCUCAGGGCACUCCCCAUACCCCCGACCAGGGCAGGAGACCCACCUCCCAUGGUAUUCACUCACCAGCCCUUUCUUACCGCGGACUUAAUGAACUGGUCGGACAAAAUGCCUUCUCUCCGGGACGACCCUGACAAAUGCCACCGUCAAGUGGCCACCAUCUUCUCCACCCACAACCCCACCUGGGCAGAUGUGCAUAUGCUACUUGGGGCCCUUUUUAAUGAGGCAGAAAAAAGGGAAAUACUGGUGAAAGUGGGGGAGGCUUUAACCCGGGUAGACUACCAACCAGGCCGUCCCGCUUCAAUGGCUCCACUUACCGCCCAGAACUUAAUUAACGACCCAGACUGGGACUACAAUACUGAUAACGGUAUCUGGGGCUUAAAGAUUUUUAAGAAAGCCAUCUUGGAUGGAAUAAAAGCUGCAGGACAGCGGACUGUGAAUUGGACGAACGUCCAAGCCGUCCUUCAAGGACCAGAUGAACACCCCGCCGACUACUACACCCGGCUAGUAUCCGCGAUUAAAACUUGGGGUGGGAUUGACCCGGAGAGCCCACAGCACAAGGUCAUCGUUAAAGGGUUCUUUAAGGACCAGGCAACACCCGACAUACGGAAAGCAUUAAAUUCGCACCUAGGGUAUGACGGGAAAACAAUGAAUGAGAUUCUUUCCAUUGCAAAGUCCGUUUUCAACUCAAGGGAUGAAAGGAAGCGAAAAGAUCCAAAGCCUGAUUCCCCACGGGUACUAGCUUAUGCAAGUGGACUCCCUUCCAAAGAUAAGCCAAGAGGGAAAGGGCACGAGCACACUGGAGGCCCCUCUGUUAUCACUGCAAUGAGCCGGGGGACAUGAAAAGAAACUGCCCCCUUCUUACCCGCACACAAGAUCAGGGAAUUAGGAGAAUGGACUAUAGGGAGUACAAACCCUUUAAAUCAGAAUACAGGGAACCAACCUACCCCAAACUCAAUGAUCCUACCACCCAGUAUGGAUCUUCUCAUUUUCAAAGUCAAGCACCACCUGCAAGGGGAUCUACUGCAACCCCUAUGGGACCCCCUCCUCUGCCACGACCAAGGAACCCACCUAACCAUACCAACAACCCUUUCAAUCACGCUAACCGACCAACCAACAUACCCCACAAGAUGGUGAUGGAAGAGUAUCAUGAAUAUUGACAAUCAGAAGCAGAUCCCGCCUCCUUUUCCUUUCUUUGCCCAGUCUUACAACUAUCCUCCUCUGACCCCAUCUGCACUAUGCAAAUCGAUGGACAAUCUUAUGACUGCCUCCUUGACACUGGGGCCACUUACUCCACCCUUACCAAUAGCCACUUGGCCCCGGGGGAAGAAACUAGGACUGUGAUGGGACUCAAUGGAAUCCCCCGGAACUGCCCCCUUUCCAAACCUGCAAAAGUCUCAGUCGGACCUCUAUUGGUCAAACAUACCUUCUUACUAACCUCUAGCCCCGUCAACCUCUUGGGGAGGGAUCUGCUCUGCAAACUGAACGCUACGAUCCAAUGUGGCCAGGAAGGAAUUUAUUUGCACAUGCCAAAUGACUCCAUUUUCAAUUUCCAAGGGAUUCUUCAGGAAGCUAACAGCAAAGCCAUUGAUCUUCCUCCCAAACUUCUCAAUAGUGUUCCCCCUUGGCUAUGGGGAACCGAAUCGACAUCAGUUGGACUCCUAAAGUCUGCAACCCCAGUAAAAGUAAACUAUAGGAAGGACCUACCGUUUCCUUGCACCAAGCAAUACCCCCUACCCCGGAAGCAAUAGAGGGACUCACUCCAAUGAUUGACGAGUUCCUAAAGAUGGGAGUUCUAGUUCCUUGUGCCUCUCCGUGUAACACCCCUCUCCUUCCUGUCAAGAAGCCCAACACAAACCCCGUCAAAUGGCGCUUGGUGCAAGACCUCAGACUCGUCAAUUCUUUCGUUAUUCCCAGGCACGCUGUAGUCGCUAACCCCCACCACCUUUUGAGCACCAUUCCGGAGGGAACUGUAGUUUACUCCGUCAUCGACUUAUGUUCUGCCUUCUUUAGUAUCCCCGUGGACCCAGAGAGCCAAUUCCUCUUUGCUUUCACCUGGCAAACCGGUCAACUAACAUGGACCCGGUUGCCUCAAGGAUAUGUAGAAUCUCCGGCAAUCUUCUCUUCCAUAUUACAUCAAGACCUAUUAGAUGUGGCCCUUCCGGGAGGCUCCACCCUCAGGCUUUACGUUGAUGAUAUCUUGCUUUGUGGGCGGGACUUAGAAUCCUGCAGAUCAGACACUAUAGCUCUCCUGACGAUACUGGCACAUAAGGGACACAAAGUAUCCCCAAAAAAGAUACAGUACUGCCAAAAGGAAGUGAAAUACCUUGGCCACAUCCUGGGAGAAGGCACCCGUGCCCUAACCACAGAUAGGAUUGAGGCCAUAACUAAGCUACCCCUUCCUAAAACGAAAAGACAGCUCAGGGGCUUCAUCGGGAUGAGCCGAUUCUGUUGCGCCUGGAUCCCCCGGUACGGAGAAUUCACCCGUCCCCUUACUACAAUGACCCACGACAAUGCCCCAGACCAACUACAAUGGACUGCGGAGGCCCUUGAAGCAUUCGAAUCUAUCAAACGGGAGUUGAGAUCUUCACCUGCCCUCGGACUCCCUGACUAUAGGCUGCCUUUCUCUUUAUUCGUCCAUGAAAAUAAAGCGGUAGCGUCUGGUGUCCUCACACAACCCUUUCAGGGAAGGAAUAGGCCUGUCGCCUAUUACAGCCUCCAGUUGGACACUGCUGUAAUGGGGAACGUGGGGUGCCUUAGAGCGGUGGCAGCUGCAGCAUUACUCCUAGAAAAGGCGCAAGAGACUAUUUUGGGACAUGAUCUAACUGUAAACGUCCCUCAUGCCGUAGCUACCCUUCUCAGCUUACAAGGGUGCCAACGCUUCACUAUACAAAGGCUGAACAGGUACGAGGCUAUCCUCCUCAGUCCGUCCAAUGUCACCAUAAAAAGAGUAAACUCUCUCAACCCUGUGACUCUCUUACCCCUCCCCGACGAUGGAACCCCACAUCACGACUGUUCCCAAGUGGUUCGCCAUGCCGAAAAGCCAUGGGAAGACCUGGACUAUCUCCCCUUAGCGGACCCUGACCUCAUCUUGUAUACUGACGGAAGCUCGAAGGUAGUGGGAGGGGAACGGAAAAGCGGAUACGCUAUUGUCAGCGACAUCGACCUCUUAGAAGCACGCCCUGUCCAUGCCAAGUACAGUGCGCAGGCUGCUGAACUUAUUGCUCUCAUCCGAGCCUGCGAACUGGGGGCGGGACAAAGAAUUACCAUUUACACAGAUUCAAAAUAUUGCUUUGGGUUGGUUCACGCCACCGGACAGAUCUGGCUGCAAAGGGGCUUCUUGACAGCUGCAGGCACCCAAAUAGCCCAUGCGCCUCUAGUGGAACGUCUCAUGAAUUCCAUACAUCUCCCGGAAGCUAUAGCGGUAGUGCAUUGUAAAGCUCACACCAAAGGGAAAGACCUGAUCUCAGUAGGGAACCGUUGUGCUGAUCGCGUAGUGCAGGAAGCAGCCCUAUAG
Messenger RNA from Podarcis lilfordi (Lilford's wall lizard), 4036 nucleotides. The record is from the annotation of a GenBank genome assembly. Lineage: Eukaryota; Metazoa; Chordata; Lepidosauria; Squamata; Lacertidae.